CUUCGCGUGUGGUGUGUGUGGAGGACUCUAUUUAAGAUAUAAACACGGAACUUACCGUUUGCAACCCACAAACUUGGAGUUAUCAAAGAAAAAAUUAUAGAUGCUAGAUCUAUAUUGGGUAUAAACUUUUCAAAAGAUAUUUAGUUUAUGUGCGUACAAAUUUAAAUGUGACUAUUAUAAAUAAUGGGCGGCAAUAUUAGUGAUGGGUAUAAAGACAGUGUUAGUAACUUGUGUUGUGAUAAAUUAUAAAUAAGACUGCUAAGGGUCAUAUAUAAGAUUUCUCGAUGUUACUGAAUGUGAAUGUCAUCAAAUGUGUAUUGCACUUUUUCUUUUCAUGGAAAAGGUAAAUGAUGGUCAUUUCAGAACCGCAAAAAUUAUUACAAAGUGAAUCAAUCGAACUCAUUUAUAUUUUGAUAUUUUAAUGACAGGUCAUGUCAAGCUUUUUUUUAUUAAAUCGAGUCAAUGAAUAGAUGCAUGUAAUAUAUCAAUUGAUAGGUGCAAUAACUGAAUUACUACGGAACGUCGUUUAAAUAUUAUAAACUGGUGUUACAGUAGAGGUAAACGGCAGGCGCUAAAUUACCCAACUUUUUAUAAUCGUGUUAGUGACAGUGCUUUUAUAGCUUUAUUGUAUUUGUGAAAAUUAAUAUAAAGGAUGAAAUGGCUAAACUUGAGUGGUAUGCCCAACUUAAAGUUUUUUCGCUAGGCCAGUGUUUGUUGGUGAUUGCAAAGCUGCCGUUUCUAGAAGCAUUGACUCAAGACCUUAAAACAUACACCAGUUGCAAUGACGUCAUCGACAUGGAGACACAGAAGGUGCACCAGGCGGCGUUGGAGCUCUCCAUCAGCAGCGCCACCAACAGUGACUCCCGGGUCUCGUGUGACUUCACGAUACGCACCGGCAUCGGGAGUCAUGUGAUGUUCUACUUCACCGAGCUCUACCUGGGGUCGCCAAACCGCACUGAGCGCGUGGACAGAGCUUGCCUCGAGCCUCGUGACGUCAACGGCCCGUAUGAAAGCGUCCCCACAGGCAUGCGUCCAAUUAUUUGCUCCAAAACGGAAGUGGAAAUAGGGAGUAAAGUGUACGCAACAACCGGAAAUGCCUUAUCACUGCGAUUUUACAGAAAUCGAGGAUUCGGAAUCGAUGUGCAUUUCAAGAUUGUUUUUGCAGCAUUUCGACUAGGGUCGUGCAGGACGUCCGAGCGAAAGUGCAACAACGAGCGCUGCAUCGCGCACGAGAUCGUGUGCAACGGACACAACCCGUGCGGGGACCACUCGGACUGCCCGACGGGGCUCGAGCACCUGUCCAGCUGGGCAAUGAGUGGCAUUGUGAUCCUGGGGCUGCUCUGCGGCGGCAUCGUCAUCAUCAUGGCCACCGUGUGCCUGCAGCGCGCCGGAAGUAAACGCUACGAAAUGGACGACAUCAUACUACCGACGAACGGCGAUUUGCGUCACGAGUGUCCCCACGUUGAACUGAACGCGAUACACGUGCCUUCAAGGCGCUCUACCGACCCCGAUGGUGACGUCAGAAAAUCGGAGCACAAUGAGACGCAGGGGAAUCAAGCCACCAACUGUGGCAUUUCUAGCGAUUUUGUGCCGCAGUUUGAAGAUAAUCUUGAUUUAAAUGGCGACAGGGAAAGAUUAUUGCAUCAUAAACAUACGCGAGACAUCGUUUAUCCCCAGGAAACACUGGAAAAUAAACGUGACCCGUUUAUUUCCAUGAGGUCUGAAAAUCAUACCCCUAAAAACUUAUUCCAAUCGGACGGUGAUCUGAUAUUUUCCUCCGCCUACGGGCAACACAUACCCGAUCGGUACUCAGCAAACAUGGCUCGUACUUCCACAUUUCGGAGGCCAGAUUCAGAAAAUUCAAACCGACGUUUAGAAACGUCCGGCUAUUUUGAGGACAAACAUAGCAACCCCCGACUCUCAGGGCACUCACUUGUUAUGUCCGACAGCGACAGCGGGAAUGACGAGGAUCGAGCUGAUUGCGCGAGACCGCAGCGUUCAUUACGUCAUCAAGAGGGCGCUUUUCAUGCCUCGACUGCUAGUGAGAUUUUUAAAAGACAGAACAUGGCGAAAUUUGCGGAAGUUAUGUCGCCUCCGCCUCUACAUUAUGGGACUUUAAAGAACAUGACAAGUGCUUUAAAGAUGAAUACUAACGAUGUUACGACAACAAUCGCAACCUGUUAGUUUCCUAAAAACAUUAUAUAGAACCAACCUGAUUUUUCUUAUUACUCAAUUGUUUUAAU
Messenger RNA from Dreissena polymorpha, 2243 nucleotides. RefSeq lists its product as uncharacterized. The transcript has 5 exons. Bases 658 to 2184 code for a protein of 508 amino acids. The record is from RefSeq and is a predicted model, not a curated record. Gene Ontology annotation, molecular function: protein binding. NCBI's taxonomy places the organism in Eukaryota, Metazoa, Mollusca, Bivalvia, Myida, Dreissenidae.